AUGGGGACUCGAAUAAAGCAAUCUCUCCAUGAUCGUCGGAAAGGGGAGCUUGCUCUCUCUGACUUUGCCGAUUAUGUGGACAAACAGCAGGCACAAUCUCGUGUCAAGCGCACCGAGUCGGUCUAUAGCGAUAGCGGCUACUCUACUGCCACGAUAUCAUCUGCCAAUGAAGAUCAUGCAGAGCUCGACAUCUUGGAUCAACUCGGCUUGUCCGAUAACCCGAGCCAAGUCAAACUGAAGCACUGGUUACUUGACUCUUCACCCGAUGCCAGUGUAACAUUGCACCAACUUUCUGGUCUUGUUCAGUCUCGACUAGAUGAAGGCCAUGGAGAGACUCUAUUCGAUUUGGGCUUGGAAGACAACGGCGAAACCAUGGCGUUCACGAGAGAGAAUUGGAACCUCGCGUUAGCAAGGGUGACCGAGGCUGCUUCAUCUCUCAACGCUGCUGUCCGUGUGCUUUUAACAUACAAUGUAGGUGGUGACAUUGAAAUCACCACGAAGAACCCCAAGGAUCCAUUCUGCCACGGGAAACUUCUCAUUCGACAGACUCCAGCGACUGCAGAGGAAGUCAUUGAGACCCGCAUAGCGGUCGUCGGGAAUGUCGAUGCAGGAAAGUCCACCAUGCUAGGUGUUCUUGUCAAAGGCAACCUUGAUGAUGGUCGUGGCAAGGCCCGAGUCAAUCUCUUUCGUCACAAACACGAGAUUGAGUCUGGCCGAACCUCAUCUGUGGGCAUGGAGAUUAUGGGCUUUGAUACUCAUGGGGAGGUCGUAAGUUCCAAUGUCCCUGGCCGAAAGCUUACCUGGGGCGAGAUUGGCACUCGUUCGGCUAAAGUCAUCUCGUUCACUGACCUUGCUGGUCAUGAGAGAUACCUGAGAACCACUGUCUUUGGUCUACUCUCAUCUGCACCAAACUACUGCUUGCUCAUGGUCGCAGCAAACAAUGGCUUGAUAGGUAUGAGCAAGGAGCAUCUGGGUAUCGCUCUUGCUUUGAACGUGCCAGUUAUGGUUGUCAUCACCAAGAUCGAUAUCUGUCCGCCUCAAAUUCUAGAACAGACCAUCACUCAACUCACCAAAAUCCUCAAAUCUCCUGGAGCUCGUAAAAUCCCCAUCUUUAUCAAGACUCAUGAAGAAACAGUCAUGACUGCAACUCAAUUCGUUUCACAGCGGAUAUGCCCGAUCUUCCAAGUCUCCAAUGUCACCGGCGAAUGUCUUGACCUGGUACGCACCUUCCUGAACAUUCUACCUCACCAUGGACAUUAUGAUAGCCAGGCCCCUUUCGAGUUCCACAUCAAUGACACUUUUUCCGUUCCAUUCGUCGGAACAGUUGUAUCUGGAGUGGUCAAGUCAGGCGUGAUCCAUGCUGGCGACUCGGUCUUGGUUGGUCCAGACUCCUUGGGACAAUUUCAGACCACAAAUAUCCGGUCAAUCGAGCGCAAGAGGAUCCAAGUCCCAGCAUGUAGCGCUGGACAGUCCGCUUCGUUCGCACUGAAGCGAAUCCGACGGAAAGAAGUUCGAAAAGGAAUGGUUGUACUGCCAAAGCUUGAGACCGUCACACCAAAGGUGUAUCGGGAGUUUGUUGCUGAAGUUCUCAUCCUCUCUCACGCCACAACCAUUCGUCCGAAGUACCAAGCGAUGCUUCAUGUUGGUCCUGUCAGCCAGACUUGUGCGAUAAUAGACAUUGAUCGCGAGUUCAUACGGACUGGAGACCGGGCUACUGUGGCAUUCCGCUUUGUACAGCGUCCAGAAUUUCUCGCGGUGGGUGAACGAAUAUUGUUUCGUGAAGGACGGACUAAAGGACUGGGAAUCGUGAAAUCCUUGGGUUAUGAGGAAGGCUCUAUAACUAAGCAGCCGGAAGCGCAAGAGAAUGCUGAUGGAGACAAGAGCAAGGGAAAGUCAAAGGCUGAAGAGACGGCGCCGAACGUGGUCUCAACUGGCAAGGCGAAACAGUGA
Exophiala bonariae is the source of this 1950-nucleotide messenger RNA. RefSeq lists its product as uncharacterized. Gene Ontology annotation, biological process: translational elongation. The record is from RefSeq and is a predicted model, not a curated record. The coding region runs from base 1 to 1950 and encodes 649 amino acids. The transcript is spliced from 2 exons. Gene Ontology annotation, molecular function: translation elongation factor activity; GTPase activity; GTP binding. NCBI's taxonomy places the organism in Eukaryota, Fungi, Ascomycota, Eurotiomycetes, Chaetothyriales, Herpotrichiellaceae.